AUGGGAAAGCUCAUAAUCCUGGCCGGCGCCCCCGAGUCCGACCGGCUGGACUGGAGCUCUCCUGACCUCCUCCAGACCUUCCAGGACUCCAUCGCAGCUUUUGCCCUCCUCCAACCACAGACGAAACCAGCUGUAUCCUCCACAGCCACAUCAGAUCAGGACAAAUCACUCCUGGACCUGGCCGUAUGGCGCUCCUUGCCCCUCAAGCGCUCCCAUGUCCCCACGGGCUUCUCCCAGCAGCAUGAUCUGCAUAUCGUGAGCCACUUCCCCUCCAGCGCCGACUUCCUCACCACCGCCGGCAUCUCCUUCGAGGCGGCGUCCCAGGGUCUGAGCCAGGACGACGCGCAAGGCCACGAGAGCAGGCUGCUGGCCGAGUGGUACGAGCACUCGCUCGCCCAGCAUGACGACCUGGCCUCGUCGCAGCUCGUCCCGCACGACUCCCAGAACCCGAGCGGUGGUGGUGAUGAGGAGUCUUCCUUCAUAAGCGGCGCCGACCACUCCAAGUCCUCCUCGCUCACCAGCGACGAGGGAGACACGACGACAGCCCUCCCCGAGGACGGCGACGCCACCAUCGUCGUCAGGACGCCCUUCCGACCGGCUCACCAGCGCGCUGCGGACCACCUCUCGGACCUGGAGGACAUCCCGCCCGCCAAGUACCUAUUAUCGAUCCAGCCACAGACCAUGGCGGUGACGCUCAUCGCGGGCAUCAUCAGCAUCGCUGCGCCGCGGACUGUCGAGACCCGCUUCGGCACCACCAAGACGCUGGUCGAGGUGCUGGUCGGCGACGAGACCAAGUCGGGCUUCUCAGUGACGUUCUGGCUGUCCGCGGCCGAGUGCGGCGCCGGGCCUGACGCAGGGGGCCCGCUGGCCGGGCUCAGGGCCCAGGACGUCGUGCUCAUGCGCAACGUCGCCCUCAACGUCUUCCGCGGCAAGGUCUACGGCGGCAGCCUGCCGAGGGGUAUGACGGCCGUGUACCUGCUGCACCGUGGGCGGAAGCUCAGUUCCGGAGACACGGGUGGGCAUUACUCGGGUGCUGACCUGGCCAAGGUCGGGAAGGGGGCGAGGCCGUUGCAUCCGCAGUUGGAGAAAACGAGGAGGGUGAGGGACUGGGUGUUGAAGUUCGUGGGCGGUGCUAGUGGUGGAGGGUCUGCCGCUGGUACCCGUAGGUCAGCGAGGACGAGGAAGGGGAAGCAGAGGGCCGCUCCUAGGGAUUGGAAUCAGCCUCCACCCUUGGACUCGCAGUGA
Molecule: messenger RNA, 1245 nt
Organism: Diaporthe amygdali
Lineage: Eukaryota; Fungi; Ascomycota; Sordariomycetes; Diaporthales; Diaporthaceae
Exons: 1
Coding region: 1-1245 (414 amino acids)
Source: RefSeq, a predicted model, not a curated record